AUGAAUGGCCAAGCGCCCGCCUUCGAGGAGAAGAAACCGGCCGUCCUCGCUGGUCUCUGCUCCUCCGACCUCCAGGCCCCCAAAGACCCCUCGACGCUGCCGGAGAGUUCCUCCGCGGACGCGGGUUUCUACUGCGUCCAGACGACGGACCACCACCACCACCACCACCAUCAUCAUCCCCCCCACUCCCACCACCACCACCCUCCUCCUCACCCACCUCAUCAGGAUUUCUACCCGGUCCAGCAGUCCUAUUCCGCCCCGUACGCCUACCACCAGUACGGUGUGAACGGAGUGGGGCCGGCGGGGGUCUUCCCGGUCGGCAAGACCGAAUACCCGUACCGGCAGCACGGAGCCUUCGGCCGGGACACGCCGCAGCCGGACGCCGUGAAAGAGGAGCCGGACACGGAGGUCAGGAUGGUCAACGGAAAACCCAAGAAGAUUCGGAAGCCGCGGACCAUUUACUCCAGCUUCCAGCUGGCAGCCUUGCAGAGGCGUUUCCAGUCCGCCCAGUACCUCGCCCUGCCAGAGAGAGCCGAGCUGGCUGCACAGCUCGGCCUCACGCAGACACAGGUCAAAAUCUGGUUCCAGAACCGACGCUCCAAGUUCAAGAAGCUUUACAAGAGCGGAGAGUUCCCGCUCGGAGAUCCUCCGCUGGACCACAGCCCGGACGCCAGCGACUCCAUGGCCUGCAACUCUCCCCCGUCCCCGGCCGUGUGGGACAACAGAAACAACAACAACAGCAACAACAACAACAGCAACAACAACCAAAGCACCAACAGCAGUGACAAAAACAGUGCGGUACCUGAUCACACCAGCAGGGGGCAGGGUCCGUACCUGCCUGCCGCUGGCUCCUCGUCAGGCUUCAUGGGGGAGUACAACCACCAGAACUGGUACCAGCAGCAGGGCGCUCAUCUUGGCCUGCACCCCUCAGCGCCGGCCCACCACACGCCGCCGGCGGCACAAAACCUGGGGGCGGCGUACUGACGUCAGACGCCAGCCAACACAACCCAUGCCUGGUGGUCGGAGCGCCGGGCCCGAGCUGAAACACCGAGACUAGAUGGACUGUCGUAGAGCCGACACCCCCCCUCCCCCCCUCCCCCCCACGCCCAAAACAAACAAACAAGCAAAAAAAAAAACAGAUCUAUUUUAAAUUGCGGCCGCACUGGAAAUUUGACGGCGAACGCCGUCACGGAGUUCCAACAGACGUUUCUGAGGAAAUGGCGGCUCCUUCCUUAACAGCUGAAUUCAGGUUAUCUCCUCCCUCGUGGACUUGGAUUGUGGCGCCCGUCAGAAACCCGUCAGGAGGCGCUUCGAGCGGCGACGAGGGGCCGUUAAGCAGCACACCCCUCUUUUCUUUGGCCGGCGCCAGCUGUCGAGUAAGACCUGAACACGACGCGCUCGUAGGUUCCCCAAAACACGUUGACCAGCGCCAACGCCCCGUCGCAUGUACACGGCGUACGUCGGCUAGUUUCACGUGUAACACCUUUCAACAUGUUGAUAAACGAGGACUUUGUUGAGGACAUCUGCUCAGAUCGUCCCCUUUAGUACCGCCGGAUGAGGGAUCGUUAGCUUUAGGGCUGGGUGUGGCGUGGCUAAGGUCCAGGUAAGGCUCUUUGAGGUCAGCCUUCGAGCGUUGUUAUCUGGCGUUUAGUGUAAAUCCGGGAUGAAAAGUGGGCCUCGGUGGGUGUCCUCAAUUACGUCCUCAUUUGUUUGUACAUUUGCCGCGCAUCGCGACCAGAUGUUGGCAUUCGCGGCACGUCGGGACCUGCAAAGGGGUUGCGCGGAGACGUUUCGUCUGCGAUACCGGGCUGAUAAAGACGCGUCGCUCCGUGGGAAAUUCAGAGGGAAUAUUGUCUCGACGUGACCUUGGGACGACCCUUUGCCAGAAUUUGGACGAGUUUUUCCCAUCAGGAAUGAGUUUCUCUGAGCUGCGAGACCACACAUCUGGGAACGAGCGGAACAGAAGCUACCAGAUACUCAGCGGACUCUUUGGCUCUCGUGUUUUCUAAAACAGAAAUAACCAGAGUCUCAGAAAUAAACCACGGGUCCGACGGGACUCCGGAUCCGCUGCUUUUUCCACCGCCGGUCUCUCUCGGCAGCGCCGCAAGAACGUUUACGUUGCACGUUUUCCAUGUUUUCUCAGGAGGAUUUCUGUUUUAGUAUGACAAGAGCCACUUCACCGUACGUGAACGGAUAGAACCAGGAUGCCCGAUCGGACCAUCGCACCGCUUCGACUGUUACAGGCCUACACGAGACGGAGGCGUCUCAACGCCGCCUUCGUUGAGAGUUACAGAACCCAGUCAGGUUGAACUGCAUCCAUCCAUCCAUCCAUUAUCCAAACUGCUUAUCCUGCUCUCAGGGUCGCGGGGGAGGCUGGAGCCUAUCCCAGCAGCCACUGGGCGGCUGGACAGGCCGCCAGGCAAUCACACAGGGCCGACACACACACACACACACACACACACACACACACAUUCAUAGCU
Molecule: messenger RNA, 2480 nt
Organism: Lampris incognitus (smalleye Pacific opah)
Lineage: Eukaryota; Metazoa; Chordata; Actinopteri; Lampriformes; Lampridae
Product: homeobox protein Dlx3b-like
Exons: 3
Coding region: 1-984 (327 amino acids)
Biological process (GO): regulation of transcription by RNA polymerase II; epithelial cell differentiation; embryo development
Molecular function (GO): DNA-binding transcription factor activity, RNA polymerase II-specific; RNA polymerase II cis-regulatory region sequence-specific DNA binding
Source: RefSeq, a predicted model, not a curated record